Molecule: messenger RNA, 2868 nt
Organism: Salvelinus namaycush (lake trout)
Lineage: Eukaryota; Metazoa; Chordata; Actinopteri; Salmoniformes; Salmonidae
Product: sentrin-specific protease 1-like
Exons: 13
Coding region: 17-1723 (568 amino acids)
Biological process (GO): protein desumoylation
Cellular component (GO): nucleus
Molecular function (GO): deSUMOylase activity
Source: RefSeq, a predicted model, not a curated record
UAGAAUUGAGAAGUCGAUGAUGGGAUCGACGGUCUGCAGACGGCAAGUUUGCAUGGCUAUUACACAUCGUGAAGCACCCAAAACAAAUGGGCACUCUGUCAGUCAGCCUCCUUCCUCCAGCAGCACCUCUAAGCCAUGUCCCUCUCCCCACCUGGGAAGGACCCACUUCAGAACACCUACAUCAAAUAGGCGGUUUACCUCAGCAGGGUUAGGUACAGGAAGUAGCUCGAUCACCAGCAUGAAUGAGAAGACCUUCCCUAUCCGCGUGGUGCAGAGUCCUUCACACGGCAGCUCCUCUUACCGCCUCCUCAGAGCAAGGGCUCGCUGCACUGCACAAGAGUCUGUCCGUGAGGAGGAGAAGGAGGUGUACAGACAGCUACUGGCCAUGGUCUCAGGUGGACAGUCCUCCUCGUGUCACAACGGCAGCUCCCAUGGCUUUCCGCGCUCACACAGAGACUUCACCAGCUUCCUGAAUACCAACAGACGUCUGCUCCAGUGUUCGUCCCCUGCCGGGUCAGGAGAUGCCUCACGAGGCCCCAGUGGACCCCCAAGCCCCCGUCCAGAGUCCAGCCAGGGGUACAGCAACGUCCUCAGCCCAGGGGAGGGCUCUUCCAGUGGGGCAGGGAACCAGCCAUGGGCCUCUGACUCAGACCUCAGCCCCAGGGGACCAGAGCCAGUACAAUCUGCCCCUUCCCCAGUUACCAUACUGGACACCUCUUCUCAGGACUCACAAUCAUCAGCUCAUGAUGGGGACUCCGUAAUCAUUGUGAAAGAGCAGAAGGGCAAAAAGCCGAACAGUUCAAGCUUCCAAGCUGAGCUCUGGAUCAAAGAAUUGACUAGCAUGUACGACUUCCGUGCCCGGGAGAGACGGAGGCAGAUAGAGGGGCAGGAGGCCCUAGCUGCUCAGCUGCUGCGACAGCGUAUAACAGAUGACAGCCAGCUGGGCCACAGGGCUGUGGAGCUGCAUGUUAGAGUCCCUCUGGAGAAGGAGGUUCCUCUGGCUCCCUUCAUAGAGGAACCCAAACCCACAGAGGAGAAACCAGAGUUCCCCGAGCUCACUGAGGAUAUGGAGGGGGAGGUGGGCCGGGCGCUGACGGUAGGCAGCCAGGACGAGGUGCUGAGUGAAGGCUUCAGACUCACCAUCACACGCAAAGACCUCCAGACCCUCAGCCACCUCAACUGGCUCAACGAUGAGGUGAUCAACUUCUACAUGAACCUGCUGGUGGAGCGCAGUAAGGAUCCCAGCCUGCCGACGGUCCACACCUUCAACACCUUCUUCUUCCCCAAGCUACGCAGUGCAGGCUACUCUACCGUACGCCGUUGGACCAAAAAGAUGGACAUCUUCUCAAUGGACGUCAUACUGGUGCCUGUCCACCUGGGGGUGCAUUGGUGCCUCUCUGUAGUGGAUCUCCGUAAGAAGAGUAUCACAUACUUUGAUUCAAUGGGAGGGAACAAUGACGAAGCCUGCAGGAUACUGCUGCAAUACCUGCAGCAGGAAAGCAAGGACAAGAAGGGCAAAGACCUGGAUACCGCAGAAUGGACUGUGCAGAGCAAGAAACGCCAUGAGAUUCCUCAGCAGAUGAACGGAAAUGACUGUGGAAUGUUCACAUGUAAAUAUGCAGAGUACGUCACCAAAGACAAGCCAAUCACAUUCACACAAAAACACAUGCCCUACUUCAGGAGACGCAUGAUCUGGGAGGUAUUGAAUCGGAAACUGUUGUGAUGAAAUCGUGGAGAGAUUUGAACUGAUAGCUACAGUUCGCUCAAGGGGAGGUGCCUGCAAUGAUGAUGGUGCCUAAGACGCUGUGGCUGUUAAACUGGAGGAGGAUUCAGCUGGUCGACUCCUGGAUGGGAAAGAGACUCAGAACAGGGACCUAUGACCUUAGUCAGGUGGAGCUCUGAGGUCCCCCCCCACACAAGUCCAAUCCAGUGGAGGAUCUGACUCUGCCAUCUCUAAGGGUUUGCUUAUUUGGUCUUGAGCUUGAAAGGAGGAAUGGAAUAGAAAAGCAAAGCACUACCUCAUCUCAGUGUUUUAUGUUGUGGUCCACUGUCACAAGUUGGCAAGUCUGGGGUCAUUUUCUAUCAUCCAGCAAAGUUUUUGGUGUUUUCAAUAACAAAUCAUACUCAUCAGAACUUCUGUCUAGUGAAGUUGGACCAACCAGUAUUUUGUAAACUAUUUAAGUACAGCUUAAAGAAAGUUUGGUGUUCUGAUCUGACGCAGUGACAAUUUUUUAUUUAUAUCUGGACACACACAUUUGAUUGUUUUGAGCUAAAUUGAAAAUAUGCAACUGAUUACGGUAUGUGUACCAUUACCUCAGAGUAUAAUUUAUAAAGUUGCUAUUGUAUUGUACUUUUUUAUUUUACCUUUAUUUAAGAAUAAAUUCGUAUUUACGAUGCUGGGCCAAAUUGUGCGCCGCCCUAUGGGACUCUCAAUCACGGCCGGAUGUGAUACAGCCUGGAUUCGAACCAGGGUGUCUAGUGACGACUCUAGCACUGAGAUGUAGUGCCUUGUGCCACUCGGGAGCCCCAUACUUGAGGUGACACUAAUAUCUUCAUUGGUAAUUGGACCCCAAAACAGAUAAGCUGCAGUGAUGCUUCCUUGAUCAAGAGUCCUAUAGUUCCAAGACUAAAUUGUAACUUGACGUUUAGUCUAUUUUGUUUAAAUAUGCAAAGCAAAAAAAACAGUUUAGGGCUUUUGUCAGGAUAUUUUCAACAUUGUACAUAGUUUCUUGGAUAAUGUAUUUAAUAUACGUUUUGUACCUUUUUGUUCCUCGAUCAAUCUUUUUUAGAAAUAAAUCAAGUAUUGUGUAUAUGCCUCUGUUUGGAAAGGUGUAUUGUACAUACACAAAGUAAUAAAAAGCACAUGGA